Messenger RNA from Chanos chanos (milkfish), 404 nucleotides. RefSeq names its product ribosomal protein S21 (gene rps21). Gene Ontology annotation, biological process: translation. NCBI's taxonomy places the organism in Eukaryota, Metazoa, Chordata, Actinopteri, Gonorynchiformes, Chanidae. The coding region runs from base 109 to 360 and encodes 83 amino acids. Gene Ontology annotation, molecular function: structural constituent of ribosome. Gene Ontology annotation, cellular component: ribosome. The record is from RefSeq and is a predicted model, not a curated record. The transcript has 6 exons.
CCCGGUCUUUCAAUACCACUUCCUGUUCUUUUCUCCUCCCUUUCCGCGUCAACCAUUCGUUAGCAUUGGUCUGAUCUAUCCCAGGUCUAACUUCGAUAAUUUAUCAAGAUGCAGAACGACGCUGGUGAAUUUGUGGACUUGUACGUCCCCCGUAAAUGCUCUGCUAGCAACAGAAUCAUUGGUGCCAAGGACCAUGCCUCCAUCCAGAUCAACAUUGCUGAGGUUGACAAGGCAACUGGCAGGUUCAAUGGACAGUUCAAGACCUACGCCAUCUGCGGGGCCAUUCGUAGAAUGGGUGAAUCCGAUGACUCCCUGUUGAGGCUGGCUAAGAACGACAGUGUGGUGGCAAAGAACAUCUGAGUGAGAAGAUGGCUUUCUUUAUAAAAUAAAGUUACAAAAAUUGA